AUGGAAAAGAGCAUGGACUUGGAACGAGGAUUUUACCGGAAGGUUGAUGUACAGGACUACGCUCACUAUAUCAUUGCCUUCUUUGUAUUGGUGAUUGGAGCACUGGGAGUUACUGGGAAUGCCCUGGUCAUGUACGCCUUCUUCUGCAACAAGAAGCUCCGGACUCUUCCCAACUAUUUCAUCCUGAACUUAGCAGUCAGUGACUUCCUCAUGGCUGUCACACAAUCACCAAUCUUCUUUGUCAAUUCUCUUUACAAAGAGUGGGUUUUUGGUGAAACAGGCUGUAAGAUGUAUGCCUUCUGUGGAGCUCUAUUUGGAAUCACUUCCAUGAUCAAUCUGCUGGCUAUCUCUGUAGAUCGUUACAUUGUCAUCACCAAGCCUUUGCAGGCCAUCCAGUGGACCUCCAAGAGACGCACUUCUCUUAUCAUCGUCAUAGUCUGGUUGUACUCAUUAGCUUGGAGCUUAGCACCACUUUUGGGUUGGAGUUCCUAUAUUCCAGAGGGUUUGAUGACAUCAUGUACAUGGGACUAUGUGACAUCCACUCCAGCCAAUAAGAGCUAUACCUUGAUGCUGUGCUGCUUUGUAUUCUUCAUCCCACUGGGAAUUAUCUCCUAUUGCUAUCUGUGCAUGUUCCUGGCUAUUCGACGUGCUAGCAGAGAUGUGGAGAUGUUGGGGUGUCAGGUGCGAAAGUCAACCCUGAUGCAGCAGCAGUCCAUCAAAACAGAGUGGAAGCUGGCCAAGAUUGCCUUUGUGGUCAUCAUUGUGUUCGUACUUUCCUGGUCGCCUUACGCAUGUGUCACUCUGAUUGCCUGGGCAGGAUAUGGAAGCAUUCUCAAUCCCAAUUCGAAAGCUGUCCCUGCUGUCAUAGCUAAAGCGUCCGCCAUAUACAACCCUUUCAUUUAUGCCAUCAUUCACUCCAAAUAUAGGGAUACCCUCAUAGAGAAUGUGGCCUGUCUACACUGCUUAGCACAGGCCACCAGGAAGGGGGGCAUAUCAGUGUCGAAUAGCGAGUCCUCCUUCAGGGAUUCAAUGCUGAGUAGACAGUCAUCAGGCUCCAACACCAGGUUUCAUAGGGUUUCCUCCAUGUCUACAGGAGACACAGUUUGGACUGAUGUGGAGCUAGAUCCCACAGAACAUCAGGGCCAACUUCUGAGAUCCAGCCUUACUUUGGGGGCUCUGAAGGAGAGGGACUACAGACCUUCAGCUCGACAGGCUAGGGCAAAGAAAAACCAAAGCCAGGAAAAGGUAAGGUAA
Lampris incognitus (smalleye Pacific opah) is the source of this 1254-nucleotide messenger RNA. It is a transcript of the gene opn4xa, whose product is annotated as opsin 4xa. Gene Ontology annotation, biological process: G protein-coupled receptor signaling pathway; visual perception. The coding region runs from base 1 to 1254 and encodes 417 amino acids. Gene Ontology annotation, molecular function: G protein-coupled receptor activity. NCBI's taxonomy places the organism in Eukaryota, Metazoa, Chordata, Actinopteri, Lampriformes, Lampridae. The transcript has 9 exons. Gene Ontology annotation, cellular component: membrane. The record is from RefSeq and is a predicted model, not a curated record.